This is a messenger RNA of Pomacea canaliculata, 2081 nucleotides long. RefSeq names its product cathepsin L1-like. The record is from RefSeq and is a predicted model, not a curated record. Gene Ontology annotation, cellular component: lysosome. Gene Ontology annotation, molecular function: cysteine-type endopeptidase activity. The coding region runs from base 193 to 1263 and encodes 356 amino acids. Lineage: Eukaryota; Metazoa; Mollusca; Gastropoda; Architaenioglossa; Ampullariidae. Gene Ontology annotation, biological process: immune response. The transcript has 9 exons.
ACCAAUCAAAUGCGAGAUCGGGUCCCACAUGACGACGGUUUCCGCUUUGUGCAUGACAUCAGUCUCACAUGACUCGGACUCCAUAUGAAGCCAAACCCACCGCCGACUUGCUCACACAGCCCUUAGAGCACGGAGCAGACAAAGGAAAGGGGUUAUUAUCAUCUGUUGAAGAAACCACCAUAUAACUUCAGAAUGUAUGCAGCUGUGUUGGUGGCAUGCCUCGUAGCAGUUACUCAAGCACUGCCACAGAGUGUCCAGAUGUUUGAGAUUGCACCUGCUAAAAAAGCUCCAGUCAAGCUGAGAUAUGACCCUUAUGAAGAAACCUGGGCUGCCUUUAAACAGAAGCAUGGAAAAACUUACUCCACUGGUGAGGAAGAGAUUGAUCGCAUGAAGAUUUUCCUGGACAAUGUGAAGCUCAUUGAACAGCACAACUGGGAAUACUUUAACAUGAAAAAGUCCUAUUACAUGGACAUCAACCAGUUCACAGACAUGACUUUUGAAGAGUACAAGAAGUACAACCGCCUGCAGGCCCGCGAUUCAUCAAGAAAUGCCACCAUCCAGUGCACCCAGUUCCAGCCUCCACUGAACUGGCUCACACCUGCAGAGGUUGACUGGCGCAAAGAAGGCUAUGUCACACCUGUCAAGAACCAGGGACAGUGUGGUUCCUGUUGGUCUUUCUCCACUACCGGUUCCAUGGAGGGUCAACACUUCCGCCUGUCCAAAAAACUGGACUCCCUGUCAGAACAGCAGCUGGUGGACUGCUCUGGAAAGUUUGGCAACCAAGGUUGUGAUGGUGGACUCAUGGACCAGGCCUUUGAGUACAUCAACAGUGUAGGAGGGCUGGAAUCAGAAUCUGAUUACCCCUACGAAGCUGUGCAACAUAAAUGCAGCUUCAAAAAAAAAGAGAUUGUGACAGAGACCUAUGUCAAAGGCUGUCAAGACAUUCAGUCAGGAAGUGAGAGUGACCUCAUGCAGGCCGUGGCAAGCCAAGGACCCAUCUCUGUCGCUAUUGAUGCAGGGCAUCCGUCUUUCCAGAGCUACAGUGGAGGAGUCUAUGAUGAACCAGGGUGCAGCUCGUCAGAGUUGGACCAUGGUGUUCUUGUAGUUGGCUAUGGGAGUUCCAGUGGCCAGGAAUACUGGCUCGUGAAGAACAGCUGGGGAACAUCUUGGGGUGAUGAAGGCUACAUCAUGAUGGCCCGCAAUAAGGAUAACCAGUGUGGUAUUGCAACAGCUGCAAGUUUUCCACAGUUAAGCAGCAGUUGAUGCAGUUGCCUUGAGUGCUGCUCACCGCAAAGUAAACUUGAAGAUUGUGAUAAGAGCUGAGGCUGAAUGGAUAACAGACUUGGAGCUUUUCUUCUUAUGUGCCAUUUUUUGCACUUUUUUGAAACUUAAGAUUAGAAGGGAGAACUCAUAUGUUUACUUGUAUGGGUUAAGGAAAAACUUUUAGUAUGGGGAGAAAUAUAACAAAUCAUUCCAUUUGUUAAGCUGCUCAGCUUUCAACCCUUUAGGGAGAUCAGAUGCCAUAUUUGAUUGUGACCUGUUUCACACAUCUGUUAAUUGUCCCGAAGAUAGACUUGAUCUACAUUUUUUUUCUUCGUAGUAUUUCAGUCUGAUCACCAGUACCUAGGCACAUCCCUUGCAUUUUCUUUGACAUUUUAUUUUGUCUUUAAAUUGUACAUAAUGAUUUAUGCACAAUUUUCAAAAUGAUAGGAAACUUGGGCAACUCAUUGGAUGUCAAAAACACAGAUAAACCUUUAUUUUGAAGAAAUUGUAAGAGACAUUACUUCAGAUCUGAUUGUGCACCUCUUAAGUUUAAAAAAAAAUAUCAAAGUUGUGAUGAGCUAUUUUUGUCAUACUGGUUUCAAUACAUAACCAAUGAUAUCACAAUAGUUUAGUUUGUUUUUGCACAUCUAUGAUGUUUCAAAUGGUGUCUGAAACAAGCUAAUGUGAGCUUCAGUGAAAUAAUUGUGAAGAAAAUGUGUGGUUGCAAGUGAGUGUGAUAAUUUGUUCUGUUUCAGACAAAUCCUUGUUGUGGUGUGAUGUGAUGAAAGUCUUUUAAUAAAGAAUUUUUUGGAAAGGUU